GUAUCCGUCAAUAUAACUUAGUAUCUCCCAAGACUCUGAUCUAAAUAAUACCGUCAUCCAGCCGAAGAAACUUGAAAACACGUCAUUCAACAAAACUUGAACCUCUGCAACUUAACCUAAUGUUUACCUGCCUAUCACGCAACAGGAAACACCAGUAAGGACAUUGAUGAGACGACAAAAAAGCGACCCACUUACUGUCUGAACUAGGAUGUGAUUUAUAAGACACUGUCACCACUUCAGCAACAUGGCCGAUCAAGAGAAGAAUGGAGUUAACAUUGCUAAUGGAGUCGUAUCAGGACUAGUGUUGGCUUGUGGUGCCAUCUACAGCGCAUUGUCGGGAAUCUACAUUGACAGCGUCCUUGCUAGUGUGGGCGGCAUAUUGGGUAUUACAUUCAUUCCUUUGUGGAGCAUCGGGUUUGCUUACAUCGUUCCAGGACUCCUCGGGCUCCUAGCAACCUGCACAAAGGCGAAAUGUGCUUACAUCACCCAGAUGGUGUUCUGCAUCCUUACUCUCCUGAUCAUGGGGAUCUUCGUCAUCAUAGCCUUGCUGUCAUUAACUGCCCUCAGUUACGUCGCGGCUGGAUGCCAAUCCUCAUCCUCGGGCUCAUGCUCCCUUACUUCCGGAAGCUUCUACGCUGUUCUCUACAGCAUCUCCAUCAGCAUGGUCCUUGGCUGGGUCCUCACACUGGUCAUCACAAUACUCGGCGGCAUGCUGGCCUGCAGACGACCGGCAACCCAAGGACAGGUCAUGGUACCCAUGACACAAAUGACAGUCGUGACUGGCAGUAAUAGCAUGCAGCCCAUGGGCCACAUGACCUACCCUAACAACAGUGCCUACACGCAAGGCACAGGCUACCCUGACAACAGGGCCUACACGCAAGGCACAGGAUACUCUGACAACAGGGCCUACACGCAAGGCACAGGCUACCCUGACAAUAAGGCCUACACGCAAGGCACAGACUACCCUGACAACAGGGCCUACACGCAAGGCACAGGCUACCCUGACAACAGGGCCUACACGCAAGGCACAGGCUACCCUAACAACAGUGCCUACACGCAAGGCACAGGCUACUCUGACAACAGGGCCUACACGCAAGGCACAGACUACCCUGCCUAUAUGCAACCUUCAGACUACCAGUCGUCUCGCCAAGGGCGAGAAAAGUACUAAAACGUUUGGUUAAACCUUGCCUAAAUGUUAUUUACGAACACAAUAUAGUUUUGAAAAAGGUAUGAAAGGACCAAAUAUGCACACUUCACUGUAAUGUAUUAUUGGUUAUUUACAAAUAAAACAAGUACACAUGUUAUAACCAUACAUUACUUAAAUGCUACUCUGAAUUUGUGAGUCAAAACGGGAAUACCUUUGAUGUUAAUAACGCAUGAUGGAUGAGCAUAUUUUUUCGUAAUCCAGUUCUGAUUUGUUCUUGAAACUGGGUGUCAAGGAUAAUGCACGCCAUAUUACGAUCUGUUAGAUAUUAGAUUGGCUCCCAUCAUCGCAGUGCAAAUACCUUCAAAUCUCACCAUAUACUACUCAUUCUUUUAUGACUUCAAUCAAUCUUUAUUCUUAUGGUAGUGGAGGCCAUAGGCCCAUUCUUCGGUUACAUCAUUGCUUGAGAGAAUGACAGCAUAUAUACAUUGGUACAUUGAUAUAUAUUGUUUAUCCAAGUCUUUGUCUUAGUUGCAUUGAUUUAUAUACAAACGUUUGAAAAAAUGUGUGAAGACAUUCGUAAACUAAAAUGAAGUCUUUGGGGGAUAUUUACACACUCCUGAAAUUGCCAUAAGCUUAGCACACAAGUACCAAAUGGUAUUCAUCCUCUAGGCAUCUUUGUUUACAUACAUGACAUAUUCUAUCUGAUUCUGAUUCUUUAACAUAACGGAAUUUUGAAAAGGAUUUUUAAAAAUAUAGAAAUCAAACCCUAAGACUAUUUUGAAAGAAGCGAAGGCUACCUAUUUUGAACAGAAAAAAAGUGCUGCAUGCCAAUAUUGCUCGUAGGAUGAGUUCAGUCUAUACACAAACUCUGUUAUAAACCUAGAUACACUAUAAACACUCUGCCAGACAUAUCCGAAAUCAAAACUGUAUAAAAUGGCUUUAAUUUUUAAAGCCCAGUUGGUCUUUCCAUUCACAGUUUGUUUGUUUGUUUGUUUUUCAUAACAAUGAUUUACAGAGUUUAUGUGGAGUGUUGCUUUCAACAGCUAAACUACAUAAUCUACAUGUAUUUCACUACGUUUGCGCCAGGGUAUUCCUUGCAAAGAAUAAGUGGAGAAAGAGUGUAUUAAAUGAAAUAUCUACCCAUGAGGAAGACGUAUGGAAAUAUUAAUUAUCAUGUAGAGCUGACCUGUUUCGAUAUUCUAAACUUUACACAUCUCUUACUCCUCAUGCACUAUACAGCAUUGUAAAGUUACAUCCAGAAUUGAGAAAA
Molecule: messenger RNA, 2417 nt
Organism: Haliotis rufescens (red abalone)
Lineage: Eukaryota; Metazoa; Mollusca; Gastropoda; Lepetellida; Haliotidae
Exons: 6
Coding region: 245-1168 (307 amino acids)
Source: RefSeq, a predicted model, not a curated record